ACAUUCACAUUGUUGUAAAAUAUCAACACGGCCCAUCUCCAAAACCUUUUCAUCAUCCCACACUGAAACUUUUUUUUUUUUUAAGUUUGUAGCAGAGGAUAGUUUUAUUAGAGCAGCUGAAACUCUUUCUUCAUUAAAAAAUAACUCCCCAUUCUUCCCUACCCCUUCCACUCCUGGCAACUUCUAUCCUACCUUUUGUCUCUAGGAGUUUGGCUACUCUAGGUACCUCACAUAAGUGUAAUCAUAUAAUAUUUGUUCUUUUGUGUUUGGCUUAUUUCACUUAAAUUGCUUUAAUCAACAUCCUGGUUAUUCAAUAGCUAGAUUCUAAUUUGCAUCCUAUCCUAUAAGCUAUAUUUUAAAACAAAUGUUUAGCUUUUCUUACUUGAUAAUUUUUUCCACUUAUUGCUUAAGGACACUUCACUCCAGCAAAUUAUAAACUCAGAGCUCUUAACGACAAUUUAGUGUCUGCCAUAAAGAAAUUUUUAUUGGUCUACUUAUUCUGAGUGUCUUUAUAUUGUGAAUUGUUUUCAUUUGAUUAUAGUUUACGGGCACCAGACCUAUCAAAAAUUCCACCUAGCACCUUAAUGGUAGUCAACAAUAGCAAAUAGAACAACUCGGGCAGGAAGCAAACUCAGUUGACCAUACAGGAGAAGGGAAGUUCAUUCAUUUGGGCUGCUGAUAUGAAGGGUCUCUCUUUUCAUUGUAUGUGGUUUCCCGACCUGGCGCAGGAUCACCUCUAAAUGAAGAUAAUUAAAAACACACUUUCUUAUCUUAGCGGGGAGGGAAAAGUCAGAGUUUUAGAUGGUUGGAAACUAUCUGAGAACUGUCAAGGUUAUCUCAUCUUUCACUUGGGGCAUUAGCACUCUGCCAACAAGCCAAGUAAUUCUGGACAAAACACGAAUCCUCUGGAGGUCUCAUUGGUAAGACCCGCUUGUGCUUCCCGAAGCUGUCCACAUCACAGCACACACAGAACGUAGUACUGCAGGAUACAGGUAAACGGGGAGCAGCACAGCGCAGCACACCUGCAACCAACCGGAGGCCCUGCGUCCCCGCACCCAGCAGUGUGGAUGCUCUCAAGGAGCGCCCCGGCCCGCAGGUUCGUUCCAGCUGACGCGCCACGGCCAACUGUUACAGAGGAUGCGCUGAGGCUCCCGCUGUUUCUGAAACCAGUCGUCUUUCCCUCCUUGUAAAACAAAUAAAAUCUUCAUUCCUUAAGAGGAUUAAAGCGUAAAAAAGGCGCAAAAAGCCGCAAGUCACGCAAAAACCGAACGACCGCACUGUUCUAGCGCGCUCUCCGCCGAUCUUACGUCUCUUCCCAGCAGGCUCCAGGAGUCAUCGCGAGACUUCAUCAAUUCUCGCGAGAUUUAUCGGCAGCCAUCUUCUCGGGGGUGCUGGGAGCCGGGAAGACCCCCGGAAUCAUUCCCAUUGAGCUGCCCUUCGUCUUGGCUUUCUCCACUUUUGCCUCUUCUGCGUUGCCAACAAGCACCUGGUCCCGAGGCUGACAGAAAGUCCGGGUCUAGGCUCGCGCCGCGCUCCCAGUCCAGAAAGAUUCGGCGGGGUGGAGGGAAGGGGGAGGGCCCGGGCAAACCGUUGCUGCCUCAUACCGGGCCGGGGUCCGGGGAGAGGAGCCCCUGGUACCCCUGGGACUUGCAGCCUGCGGCGGUCUCCGUGGAGGUGUUCACCUACUGGGGCUCGCGGGAGCCUACCACCGGCGCCUCCCACCGCGGCCCACGCGGACGGUGCGCGGAGGAGGGGGCGGGGGCAGCGGCGGCUGUAGCGGCCGCGACCUGGGCUGGCUGAGGCGUCUGACGGGCCUCGGGGCCGCUGUGGAUGGUUUCUAAAAUGAUCAUUGAAAACUUCGAGGCACUGAAGUCCUGGCUCAGCAAGACUCUCGAGCCCAUCUGUGAUGCAGAUCCAUCAGCCCUAGCAAAAUAUGUUCUCGCUUUGGUAAAAAAAGACAAAAGUGAAAAAGAGUUAAAAGCACUAUGUAUUGAUCAACUGGAUGUAUUUCUUCAAAAAGAGACACAGAUAUUUGUGGAAAAACUUUUUGAUGCUGUGAAUACAAAGAGUUACCUACCUCCUCCAGAACAGCCAUCAUCAGGAAGCUUGAAGGUAGAAUUUUUUCAGCACCAAGAAAAAGAUAUAAAAAAGGAAGAGAUCAUAAAGGAGGAAGAGCGAGAAAAGAAGUUUUCCAGAAGGUUAAAUCAUAGUCCUCCCCAGUCAAGCUCCCGAUACAGAGAAAAUAGAAGUCGUGAUGAGAGGAAAAAAGAUGAUCGUUCUCGCAAAAGAGAUUAUGAUCGAAACCCUCCUCGAAGAGAUUCAUACAGAGACCGGUACAAUAGAAGACGAGGGCGAAGUCGCAGUUACAGCAGGAGUCGGAGUCGCAGUUGGAGUAAAGAGAGGCUUCGUGACAGGGAUAGGGAUAGAAGCAGGACUAGAAGCAGGAGCAGAACACGAAGCAGGGAAAGGGAUCUGGUAAAACCUAAAUAUGAUCUGGAUAGAACAGAUCCACUAGAAAAUAAUUAUACUCCAGUUUCUUCGGUACCUACUAUUUCAUCUGGCCACUACCCUGUACCUACUUUGAGUAGCACUAUUACAGUGAUCGCUCCUACUCAUCAUGGUAAUAACACUACCGAAAGUUGGUCUGAAUUUCAUGAAGACCAAGUGGACCAUAAUUCAUAUGUCAGACCACCAAUGCCAAAGAAACGGUGUAGAGACUAUGAUGAAAAGGGUUUCUGUAUGAGAGGAGAUAUGUGCCCUUUUGAUCAUGGAAGUGACCCGGUCGUUGUAGAAGAUGUGAAUCUUCCUGGUAUGCUGCCUUUCCCAGCACAGCCUCCUGUUGUCGAAGGACCACCUCCUCCUGGACUCCCUCCACCUCCACCAAUUCUUACACCCCCACCUGUGAAUCUGAGACCCCCCGUGCCACCGCCAGGCCCAUUACCACCCAGUUUACCACCUGUCACAGAUGAUAUUUCUUAUUCUUUGGUUUUGACAGGACCACCACCACCACUUCCUCCUUUGCAGCCAUCUGGCAUGGAUGCUCCUCCAAACUCUGCAACCAGCUCUGUCCCUACUGUAGUAACAACUGGCAUUCAUCAUCAGCCUCCGCCUGCUCCACCCUCUCUUUUUACUGCAGUUUUUGUAUUACCAGAUACAUAUGACACAGAUGGCUAUAAUCCUGAGGCCCCAAGCAUAACAAACACUUCCAGACCUAUGUAUAGACACAGAGUGCAUGCUCAAAGGCCUAACUUGAUAGGACUGACAUCAGGGGAUAUGGAUUUGCCUCCCAGAGAAAAGCCUCCUAAUAAAAGCAGUAUGAGGAUAGUAGUGGAUUCAGAGUCAAGGAAAAGAACCAUUGGUUCUGGGGAGCCUGGAGUUACUACAAAGAAGACUUGGUUUGAUAAACCAAAUUUUAAUAGAACAAACAGCCCAGGCUUCCAGAAAAAGGUUCAGUUUGGAAAUGAAAAUACCAAACUUGAACUUAGAAAAGUUCCUCCAGAAUUAAAUAAUAUCAGCAAACUUAAUGAGCAUUUUAGUCGAUUCGGAACCUUAGUUAACUUACAGGUUGCCUAUAAUGGUGAUCCUGAAGGUGCCCUUAUCCAAUUUGCAACAUAUGAAGAAGCAAAGAAAGCAAUAUCAAGUACAGAAGCAGUGCUAAACAAUCGCUUUAUUAAGGUUUAUUGGCACAGAGAAGGAAGCACCCAGCAGUUACAAACCACUUCUACAAAGGUAAUGCAGCCUUUAGUCCAGCAGCCCAUUUUGCCUGUUGUGAAGCAAUCAGUCAAAGAGCGGUUGGGGCCAGUGCCCUCCAGUACUAUUGAACCAGCAGAAGCCCAGAGUGCCAGUGCAGACCUUCCUCAGAAUGUAACUAAGUUAUCUGUGAAGGACAGGUUGGGUUUUGUAUCAAAGCCAUCUGUUUCAGCAACUGAAAAGGUGUUAUCUACAUCUACUGGCCUAACAAAAACGGUGUAUAAUCCAGCUGCUUUGAAAGCUGCACAAAAAACCUUACUUGUUUCCACCUCUGCAGUUGAUAAUACUGAAGCACAGAAAAAGAAACAGGAGGCACUGAAACUUCAACAGGAUGUAAGGAAAAGGAAACAAGAAAUUUUAGAAAAGCACAUUGAAACACAGAAGAUGUUAAUUUCAAAACUGGAGAAAAACAAAGCAAUGAAGUCUGAAGAUAAAGCAGAAAUAAUGAAAACAUUAGAAGUUUUGACAAAAAAUAUUACCAAGUUGAAAGAUGAGGUCAAAGCUGCUUCUCCUGGACGCUGUCUUCCAAAAAGUAUAAAAACCAAGACUCAGAUGCAGAAAGAAUUGCUUGACACAGAGCUGGAUUUAUAUAAGAAGAUGCAAGCUGGAGAAGAAGUCACUGAACUUAGGCGAAAGUAUACAGAAUUACAGCUCGAGGCUGCAAAACGGGGGAUUCUUUCAUCUGGUCGGGGCAGAGGAAUUCAUUCAAGAGGUCGAGGUACAGCUCAUGGCCGAGGCAGGGGUCGAGGUCGAGGUCGGGGUCGAGGCGUGCCUGGUCAUGCUGUGGUGGAUCACCGUCCCAGGGCAUUGGAGAUUUCUGCAUUUACAGAGAGCGAUAGAGAAGACCUUCUUCCUCAUUUUGCGCAAUAUGGUGAAAUUGAAGAUUGUCAGAUUGAUGACUCUUCACUUCAUGCAGUAAUUACCUUCAAGACAAGAGCAGAAGCUGAAGCAGCUGCUGUUCAUGGGGCUCGUUUCAAAGGGCAAGAUCUAAAACUGGCAUGGAAUAAGCCAAUAACUAAUAUUUCAGCUGUUGAAACAGAAGAAGUUGAACCUGAUGAAGAGGAAUUUCAGGAAGAGUCUAUGGUGGAUGACUCAUUACUUCAAGAUGAUGAUGAAGAAGAAGAGGACAAUGAAUCUCGUUCUUGGAGAAGAUGAUUUGACUGAUCAUUGAUCUGCAUUUGCUAGAACUCUACCUGUGUUUCAUUAGUAUUAUCUAAUGUACUUUUACAUAUUUGUAAAAACAAUUUUUGGUAAAUGUGAUAAAGAUGGAUUUCACAAAUACACAAAAGAGAAGAAAACUACCUUCUGAUCCUGUAUUUUGAAAGAUUGAUGUUUGCAUUUUAUUUCAGUAAACAAUUGCUAAAGACAUCACACCAGAAACAUAUGCAAUGUUUUUAUUACAAACUUCUACUGAAUAUUAUGGAACUCUGGGUUCUUUGUAAUUUAAUGAAUAGGUCUAAAACCUUAUGACCAAUACUUGUUAUAACUUAGAGGAUUUUGUUUUACUCCAAAUAAGGAAUGAAUUUGCAUUUAAAAUCUUAAUGAAUGUUUUCAAAACUGAAUAGAUAACAUAGUACUCUAACUAAAGUCUCCAAGUUAUGUAUUCAUAAUAUUACAUAGUAGUAUGCUUAGGCUUUACUAUGUAUUAGCCCUUUGUUGGACUUGUGUAUGUAUUUUACCAUAUGGGUUUUAAUGAUAAUGGUGUAUGACUGCUUUGCAUAUGACUCCUUAUGCAUUCAGAUGUUUAAAAUAAAGUGGAAUGGUCUCUUAAACAGAAAAGAAAAGAAAAAAAAGCAAUGAUAAAAAAAAAAGACAAUGUUCUUUGAUUUAAAAAAGAAAAAAAAAAUCAAAAAAAAAAGCUGAAAUAAAUAGACCAUUCCAGAUGGUGAUCUACCUACCCUUCCCCCCCCAAUUAUCACAGAAGGAGCUAUAAUCACUAACUUAUCCUCAGUAAUAAUGGUUACUGGUACCUUUACAAUAAUGUACAAUCCACUGUUUAAAAUUUAUAAUUAUACCACGUUUGGUUUGAUCCUAUAAAUUUUCAACAGAUGUCUUAAAAUUUAAAAGCAGGCUGAUUAGUUUGGAACCAGACUUCAAGUAGAGCUAACAUUUGGUGAAUAAGAAAACCAUCACAUUACAUUUUGGAUGUAUGAAAGAAAACUUGACCAUUUGAAGAUGUAUGAAUAAAGAAAUGUACUAUAGAUACUACUUUAGGAAAACACUGUUUGGUAAGUGUUCCAGUCUGAUAUUUUAAGUGUGCAUUUCCUAUGCUUGUAUAAAAAUCUUUGACAUUUGCAACAAUAUUGUGACUUUUAAGUGGAUUUCUCUGGCAAGUGAACACGAUCAUUUAAAGUUGAUACAGGAGUUUCCAGGAAAUAAAUGCAUUCUUUGUAGAAUGAGUGGGAGGGAGAUUACAUAUAUUUAUCUUUUAAAAUUCAUCAUUUCGGUUAUAAGUGUUUCUGCCCCUCCUGAGAUUAUAGUGAUUAUAUUAAAAUCCACAUUUAAAAAAAAAUCACUUUCUUUUCAUAUUGGGUUCUCACAAUCACAAACGGUUAAUUCUACCACCAUAGUCUUCUGCCAGUGGAGUAACUAGUGGAUUUUUCUCACACUUAGGGUUCAAGUUUAUAUAUAUAUUGUUGAUAAUACUAUUUCAUAGGAAUGUUUUGGCUUGCAAUUGCUACACAUGUUUAUAUUUAAGAAUUCAAAAUCAGAUUCCUUUUGUCAAAAUAGUGACUGUACUCCAAAACUUCUUCACUAUACUUAGAUCUGUGACAUGUUUUAUGUAGUCUUUUGUAUGUUGACUCUGCUAUUCUGAUUCGUUAGGUAAGUUUGUUUUCUUUUCUUUUUAGUAGUCGUGAAAGGUGCCAAAUUGGCAGAGGCUCACGUUUCUUCUCUUUACACCAAACAGCAGAGAGAGAUCAUCAUUGCCUGAAUUUAGCUUUGUGACUACAACAGCAAGACCUGUUCCUGUCUGGAGACGACUGUUAUAAUAUUCUAUCAUUUUAUGUUUGCCCUUUAUCAAUUUGAAUAGAUGUUUACAUGUACUAUAAUUAGCAUUUUUAUCUUUACAGUUCUCUAAGGGUACAUCUGAGUCCAGAAGUGUAUCUGAGUGUGUACUUUGUCCUUAUUCUUAAAUGUUUUCUCCCCUUACUUUAUAGUCAUUUAUUUUUUAAACACCAUACAAAGGUUUCUAAUAUGAGAGAAGUUCAGUCUCAGCCAAGUUGAGAAUUGUUUCUAGGAAAUCCAUAAAGCUAUGAUGCUGUGUUAAUUAGCACUAAUAAUUUAGAAUGAAGAAAAUGAUUAAAAAGUUAAACACGGGUUUGGUUUUAAUUUUUCUGGGUUUAGGAUAAUCACUUGAAAUAAUUUUAAACAGAUGGCAAAAUACUUUUUUACACACUGUAAUAACUUGCCUAUUUCUUCUAAAUAUACUUACUGUAGUUAUUGCCAAGACCACUUACUCGAAUAAUUUUUUUAAUUAGCUCUUUAAAACCAACAGGGAGAAUAAUUUUUCUUUCAAGUAAUGCAGGAUAACCUGUGGAUUAUAAAUAUUGAAAAAUAUCUAUUAGAUGUCUAAUUUACACAGUUUUUUCAUAUUUUCCUCACUUGCAAUCAAGCACUCAAAGACAAUCUUAAAAACAAAGGGAAAUAGUGUUGUGUGUCUAACAUUGUUAAAGACUACUAUAGUUUCCCUGUCUUAAAAUUAUAUGCCCAUGUUAUUUAUAACAACAUGGCUUAGAAUUAUUUAUAGAGUGUGAUUAAAUUUUAUCCUAAAUAUUUACCCAAAAUACCCUUUUUAUAAUGAGCACCAUAAAAAAAGUUUUCAGAAAAUUAAUUUUUGAGUGUUUCUUCAUAGAUUCUCAUGAGGCAUUUGAGAAGUUGGAAGUUGUACUUGGUAGUAAGUCUUUAUUAGAAAAGUCCAAAUUACACUUGAUUCUAUUCAACGUUAUCCAUGCUCAUAUUUUCUCCUUUUUUGUGUAAAGUUGACUGUUGUGCAAACACUUUUUUCUUGCGUAUGCAUUGCAUUUGUCUUCAUGAAAAAUAAAGAGUGAACACAUAA
Molecule: messenger RNA, 7807 nt
Organism: Hipposideros armiger (great roundleaf bat)
Lineage: Eukaryota; Metazoa; Chordata; Mammalia; Chiroptera; Hipposideridae
Gene: RBM26
Product: RNA binding motif protein 26
Exons: 23
Coding region: 1831-4905 (1024 amino acids)
Cellular component (GO): nucleus
Molecular function (GO): metal ion binding; RNA binding
Source: RefSeq, a predicted model, not a curated record